GUAUAAUCCGCGACACAUUUUGUCAGCAGCCACCGAGCAUGGGUCCCUUUGGUAAUAGAAUAGCCAAUGUAAUUUGACACUUCAACUUACUGUGCUCUCUCCGAGUCUAUUCAGUUACUCACCCACUGACGCCGAGCCCAUUCUCAGUGGCCGCGAGGGGGGAAGAUAUUUAAAAAAAGCAAGAGUCGAAAAUUACCGAGGACUUUCUGCGCUUAAUAACCCGGGGCAGAAGAAUUGAGACACUGGAGUGUUUCUCCUCCUGGUGUGUGAAUGGGUGGGGGGGUCCUUAGUGGUGAAGAGUCAAGGAUUGAAAAUAACACAGAAGUCUCCAGUUUAAUGGCUGGCAGGUAGAGGCCAAAGAGGGACAAUCAACAUGAACUCGAUUCCGUCGAUGGACAGACACAUACAGCAGACCAAUGACCGUCUGCAGUGUAUCAAACAGCACCUACAAAAUCCAGCAAAUUUCCAAACAGCAGCCACAGAGCUGCUGGACUGGUGUGGUGACCCCAGAGCCUUCCAGCGCCCCUUCGAGCAAAGCCUGAUGGGAUGCCUAACGGUGGUUAGCCGCGUAGCAGCGCAGCAGGGCUUUGACUUGGACCUGGGCUAUCGGCUCCUGGCUGUGUGCGCUGCCAACAGGGACAAGUUCACUCCAAAAUCAGCAGAAACCAGCUGCUGCAGGAGAUGUCAGUCUGACUCAGCCCUCCUCUCCUCGUGGUGUGAGGAGCUUGGACGCCUCCUCCUCCUCCGUCACCAGAAGAACAGGCAGAACGAGCCUCCAGGAAAAGUGCCCAUGCAGCCCCCCAUGAGUUCCAUGAAGCCCAGCCUCUCACAUGGAGAUGGGUCUUUUCCCUAUGACUCAGUUCCCUGGCAGCAAAACACCAACCAGCCUCCCGGUUCAGUGUCUGUGGUGACCACCGUAUGGGGUGUGACCAACACUUCCCAGAGCCAGGUGUUGGGGAAUCCCAUGGCCAACAGCAACAAUCCCAUGAACCCUGGUGGUAACCCUAUGGCCUCGGGUAUGUCUGGUAACACUCCAGGUAUGAACUCUCCUCAGUUCCCCGGUCAGCAGCAGCAGUUCCCCAACAAAGGCAACUCAAACCCGGCCUAUAUGCAGCAGGGGAUGUACGGUCGACCCAACUACCCUGGAGGAGGAGGCUUUGGUGGCAAUUACCCUGGAGGGCCGAAUCCUGGACCCGGUGGAAUGGGCAUCCCUCCGCACUCCCGUCCUCCCUCUGACUUCACCCAGCCUGCCGCUGCUGCCGCCGCAGCUGCAGUUGCUGCUGCAGCCGCCACCGCAACUGCCACUGCAACAGCAACUGUAGCUGCCCUGCAGGAAACCCAGAAUAAGGACAUGAACCAAUAUGGACCGAUGAGUUCCUCUUUCCAGAUGGGGCCAAAUCAGGCAUACAACAGUCAGUUCAUGAACCAGCCAGGACCCCGCGGCCCUCCAUCCCUUCCUGGAAACAUGGGCACAGGCAUGAAUGCAUCCAACAUGAGCGGGCCUCCAAUGGGAAUGAACCAACCCAGGGGCCAAGGCAUGGGGCCUUUUGGGGCACACGGUCAAAGAAUGCCUCAGCAAGGCUAUGCAGGUCCUCGGGCUCAGGGCAUGGGUAUGCAAGGCAUAAAAAGACCGUACCCAGGGGAGCCAAACUAUGGUGGGCAGCAGUAUGGACCAAACAACCAGUUCCCUAACCAGCAGGGCCAAUAUCCCACACCAAAUGCCUCCAGGCCGCUGCCAUCCCCCAACUACCCUGGCCCGAGGAUGCCAGGACAGCAGCUGCAAGGCCAAUACCCACCACCCAGUGGUGCCAUAGGCCAGUACUAUAAGCAAGAGCCACCUUUCAAUGGCCAAACAAAUAACUUCUCUGGGAGUGGCUAUCAGUACAACCAGGGAAAUAUGAAUGGGCCUCCAAGGCCAGUUGGGAACUACCCUCACUCGCCUGUGCCAGGGAACCCUACUCCUCCAAUGACACCAGGAAGUAACAUCCCUCCGUACCUGUCGCCAAACCAGGAUGUGAAGCCACCCUUCCCUCCUGACAUUAAACCAAAUAUCACCGCACUCCCUCCCCCACCAGCAAGCCACAACGAGGAACUGCGUCUGACGUUCCCAGUGCGGGAUGGAGUAGUCCUAGAGCCCUUCAGGCUAGAACAUAACCUGGCUGUCAGCAACCACGUCUUCCAUUUACGGCCCUCUGUACACCAGACACUCAUGUGGAGGUCGGACCUGGAGCUGCAGUUUAAGUGCUACCACCACGAAGACCGUCAGAUGAACACGAACUGGCCGGCAUCUGUCCAAGUCAGCGUCAACGCCACGCCGCUCACAAUCGAGCGGGGAGACAACAAGACCUCCCACAAACCCCUGCACUUGAAACAUGUAUGCCAGCCUGGAAGGAACACGAUCCAGAUCACAGUCACUGCCUGCUGCUGUUCGCACUUGUUUGUGCUACAACUGGUCCAUCGGCCCUCAGUUCGCUCUGUCCUCCAAGGCUUACUGAAGAAGAGGCUUCUGCCUGCAGAGCACUGCAUCACCAAAGUAAAGAGGAACUUCAGUAGCGUGGCAGCGUCGUCGGGCAAUACCACAUUAAACGGGGAGGAUGGCGUGGAGCAGACAGCCAUCAAGGUUUCGCUCAAAUGUCCAAUCACCUUCCGGCGAAUACAGCUUCCAGCAAGAGGGCAUGACUGCAAACAUGUUCAGUGUUUUGAUUUGGAAUCAUAUUUACAACUGAACUGUGAGCGGGGGACAUGGCGAUGUCCUGUAUGCAAUAAAACUGCGUUGUUAGAAGGACUCGAGGUGGACCAGUACAUGUGGGGAAUCCUGAAUGCUAUUCAAAACUCUGAGUUUGAGGAAGUGACAAUUGACCCGACGUGUAGUUGGCGGCCGGUGGCUAUAAAAUCAGAAAUUCACAUAAAAGAAGAUCCAGAUGGACCGCUGGCAAAGAGGUUUAAGACAAUGAGUCCCAGCCAGAUGAUCAUGCCUAAUGUGAUGGAGAUGAUAGCUCAGCUUGGCCCCGGACCCUCACCAUACCCAUCGCUUCCUUCUGGGCAAGGAGGCAAUAACAGCGAAUACGGAAGCCAAGGCAACAGUUACCAGAGCCAUGGGAACUUUGAUUUCCCUCACGGGACCCCUGGUGGUACGUCGAUGAAUGACUUCAUGCAUGGUCCCCAGCUGUCUCACCCACCUGACAUGCCCAACAACCUGAUGGCACAAGACAAGCCACUGUCCCACAAUAUGCCUGACACAAUACCUCAUUCUGUUGGCAAUGACCAACCGCAUGGUCCACUGCAGCAGAGUUUACACGCGUCUCCACACCCUGGGAGCCAAUCAGGGCAGCAGCUACACCACAGCGGGCCUCCUCAGCCCUCACGACAAGCUCCACCUCCUCAACAACAGCAGCAACAACAGCAACAACAGCAGCCCGGCCCCAACAACCACCCUCACAGCGACCUGGCCUUCAACCCCUCCAGCAGUUUGGACAGCCAAGCAGGGUCAGACAUGCCUGAGCCGUCCUUAGACCUUCUUCCAGAGCUCGCUAACCCAGAUGAACUGUUGUCCUACCUGGAUCCCCCAGACCUCCCCAGCAAUAGCAACGAUGACCUUCUAUCGCUCUUUGAAAACAACUGAGGCGAUUCAGAAACAUAUAAUCACUGACUGCUGCAGUUUCCCUGAGAUCCCAAGGCGGUCACUCAGUACUUGAUAAACACAAAGAUGCACUCCCUUUCUCUUCUUCCUCUUGUACAACUUUCAUUCGCCAGCACAGAUUGACUGAAAGAGGUUACAACUCAAAGACACGGCAAGGGUUUUCCCUGCCCUCUCACCCAGAGGUGAUAACUUUGAACUGUGCAGCUAUACUCAGUUGAUUUUCUUUUUUUUUAAAUGUCACACACAUGUGUAUGUGUGCUUAUU
This is a messenger RNA of Pundamilia nyererei, 3904 nucleotides long. RefSeq names its product zinc finger MIZ domain-containing protein 1-like. Gene Ontology annotation, molecular function: SUMO ligase activity; zinc ion binding. Gene Ontology annotation, biological process: regulation of transcription by RNA polymerase II; protein sumoylation. The transcript is spliced from 24 exons. Gene Ontology annotation, cellular component: chromatin. Bases 374 to 3622 code for a protein of 1082 amino acids. Lineage: Eukaryota; Metazoa; Chordata; Actinopteri; Cichliformes; Cichlidae. The record is from RefSeq and is a predicted model, not a curated record.